Messenger RNA from Argiope bruennichi, 978 nucleotides. RefSeq lists its product as uncharacterized. The transcript has 2 exons. Lineage: Eukaryota; Metazoa; Arthropoda; Arachnida; Araneae; Araneidae. The record is from RefSeq and is a predicted model, not a curated record. Bases 64 to 945 code for a protein of 293 amino acids.
UUUGAAGAAAAUAUUGUUUAUCAAAAUAAAAGAUAUACUGUAAAGUUUCCUUGGAAAACAAAUAUGAAAGAAUAUUUAGCUAAUAACUUUGAAGUGGCUAAAAGGAGGUUUUCGCAUUUAAAAUCAAAAUUUAUUAAAGAUAAUUCGUUGUUUUUAGAUUAUAAAGCUGUUAUUGAAGAUCAUUUAAAAGAAGGUAUCAUUAAGAAAGUUAUAACAUGGGAAGAAGAAAAACCUUCAUUUUAUUUGCCUCACAGGGCGGUAAUAAGGGAAGAUAAAACUACCACUCGUUUGAGAGUGGUAUUUGACGCGAGUUCUCAUGCGAAAGGACAGUUGUCGUUAAAUGAUUGUUUACAUACUGGUAUCAAUCUCAUUCCAGAUCUUUUUGAGAUUUUAAUAGGUUUUAGAGUACAGGCUGUUGCCAUAACUGCCGACAUAAAGAAGGCCUUUCUGCAAAUACAGAUUGCCGAAGAAGAUCAGAAUUAUACUAGUUUCUUCUGGACGGAAGAUCCGGAAAAGGAAGAAGAGGAAAUUUUCAAGAUGACUCGAGUUCUUUUCGGUGUCAAAUCAAGCCCCUUCCUCCUUGCAGCUACAAUCCAAUACCAUCUAAAGAGAUGGUCUCUCAUCCAGUCUCUUAGAUCCAAAUUUUGGAAAAGAUGGAGUCAAGAAUAUCUCAACUCCUUGCAGUCUCGAGCUAAAUGGAAACUACCUGAACUGAACAUCAAACCCGGACAGCUGGUACUCCUGAAGGAUAAUAGCAAGAGCCCCAUGGAAUGGAACUUGGCCCGAAUUGAAAGGAUAUAUCCUGGAACAGAUGGACUAGUCCGUGUCGCAGACAUCAGAACCCCUAAAGGAAUUUUUCGGCGAAGUAUCAACAGACUCUGCCCACUCCCUUUCGAAGAAGGUGUUGGACAACUGUCCAACGGGGGCCGGGAUGUUCCGUCUUAGAGACGCCUUUCCCCUAUUACAGCUGUAGUCAUC